AUGAUUUCAACAGAAUCUAAAUUUUAUACUUCGAAAAAUUCAAUUUCUGAAUCUUUACAAAUACGAACUAAUAAACAUCGUUGUUUUGUGUUUUGUAUUGGACAUACAUCAUUAACAUGUGUACCAGGUAUUGGUAAAAAAAAUAAAUAUUUAUUAAAUCAAUCUGGUAUACAUGAUUUAACAACACUUUAUUCAAAAUAUCGUUCAAUAAAUAAUAUUGAAAAUUUUAAACAAUGGUUAAAAAAUGAUAUUGGCUUUACAUCAUAUCAAGCAAAAAUGACAACAUGUGGACUUAGUACAAAAUUAGGAAAAAUUCAAGAACUUGAUAAAGGUUUAAUACCAAUUUGUUGUUCAACAAAAGAAAGACGAGAAGAAAAAUAUAAAUUAUUAUUUCAUAAUAAAAAUAUUAAUAAGCGAAUUCACAAUAUGAAAUUAAUAAAUGAAAAAAAUAAAAAGUUAAAAAUUGAAAAAAACAAAUCAGAAAGUUUAUUAACAAAUUCUUCUUAUGAUCAAACAGAAAGUCUAAAAUUAUUCAAUACAUUAAUGCAAGAAGAAACUAGUUUAUUAUCUCAUGAAGUUUCUUUCGGUGAAAAAUUUAAAGCAAAAGAAAUAUUAGAAACAAAACUAAUGAAAUUUAACUCAUCUUCAAUGAUUCAUGAAACUACAAAUGUUAAUAUUGAUUCAACACAAUCAACAAUACAGAACAGUUCGUCAUUGGAUAUGAAUAAUAUACAAAAUAUAGAUUCAAACGAAACAACUACAUCACAUGAAUUUCCUAAAAUUAAUUUAUUAUCAGACAGUGAGCAUUCAAAACAAUUAGAAAUAAAUCAAAUUCACAACAAUAUUGACAAAACACUAUCAACAAUAGAAUCAUCCAAUAUUUCUGAACUACAGCAAUCUAAAGACAAUCGAGAUCAACAAAUGAAAAUUAACUAUUCCAAAGAGAUUACCACUAAUUCUAUACCACAAGAAUUCGAUUCAAUUUCAUCAUCUGAAUUACCGAUAGAAAAUAAAGCUCAAUCAAAUGAAUACUCGCAAGACUAUGUUGUUAAUCAAUCUGAUUCAUCAUUGAAUAAAUCUCAACAAAAUCAAUUUCAAGAACAAAUUGAAAAAAUUGUUCGUCGUAUAAUGAAACAAGCUACACAUAUUGUCAGUGAAGUUCUACAAACAUCACAAGCCAAUACUAUAUCAUUUACUAAAACUAACUCAAUAGAAUCGUCUUCUAUUCAAAUGCCAAUAUUUGAAAUGAAAAAUUCUAAUGAUAAAGCACAAUCUAUAAUCUUAUCACAAAGGCAAGAUGAUCAACAUCGUACUACACCAUCGAAAUGUAUUCCAUUAGCUGAACAACUUGCUCAAACAGGAUCAAAAAAGCUAACAACAACUUUAGAGUCUAAUACCUCAUUAUCAUCAAGUUCUAUGCAAUCAAUACAUAAUAUUAAUUCAUUUAUAGAUAAAGUACAAACUAAUUCUACUGAUAAAAACUAUUUCGAAAAAGAAACAAAUUCAAUAAUUAAACACGAUUAUGUACUUUUAAAUACUUCAACUAGCAAGAAUAAAUUUGAAUCAAUAUCUACAUCAAAUUUGAAUCAAAUAUCUGAUUUUACUACUGAAAUUUCUAUGAAUAGAAUUUCAACAGAACAUCACAAACAAACAUCACUAUUAACUACAACUCUUUUCAAUGACAAUAAAAAAUAUAAACUUAAUACUACAACAAUGAUACCAUUUUAUCAUUUAAAUCAAUUACCAAUAUCACAGAAAAUAAAAGAUAAUGAAUUCAUAAAUAAAAAUCUAUCUGAAAUAAUAACUGAAAAUGAAAUACUGGAUCGAAUAUUUAAUCCAUCAACUCCUAAAUCAUGUUAUCCUAUUUGGAAUAAUAUAUCAAAUGAAAAACUUCUAUCUCAACAUAAAAAUAAUCAUUUGAUUUUAAUAGAAAAAGAUAAAUUUUCUAAAGAAAAUAAUCAUAAUGAUCAUAAUCAAAAUUAUCAUUCAUCAACUACAUUAUUUACAUUUAUUACAAGACAACAAUACGCAAAAGAACAACAAACACUUAAUGAACAUAUUCUCUAUGUUAAACAAACCAAACCUUUAUAUAAAUCAUCAUAG
This is a messenger RNA of Rotaria sp. Silwood1, 2103 nucleotides long. Lineage: Eukaryota; Metazoa; Rotifera; Eurotatoria; Philodinida; Philodinidae. The record is from the annotation of a GenBank genome assembly.